This is a messenger RNA of Wyeomyia smithii (pitcher-plant mosquito), 2887 nucleotides long. It is a transcript of the gene Spg7, whose product is annotated as paraplegin. The record is from RefSeq and is a predicted model, not a curated record. Bases 521 to 2836 code for a protein of 771 amino acids. Gene Ontology annotation, molecular function: ATP binding; zinc ion binding; ATP-dependent peptidase activity. NCBI's taxonomy places the organism in Eukaryota, Metazoa, Arthropoda, Insecta, Diptera, Culicidae. Gene Ontology annotation, biological process: protein-containing complex assembly; mitochondrial protein processing. Gene Ontology annotation, cellular component: membrane; m-AAA complex. The transcript has 3 exons.
UGAAACCAAAGGAACCAAAUCAGUGUCAAACGAGGGUACCAAUCGAGCAAUGUAAAGAAACAUGGUGAUAAUGUUAGGAGUGGAUGAAAAGUGUUGUAAUUGAGCGUAAUAAAGAAUAUGUGUUUUUCCGAAGUUUUACUUACACAUUUUAAUCCAACAUUAAACCUGUACACUGGUUCACUUAAAUUUAACAAAACAUCACCGGUGUAAUCUUUCAAAACUGUGUACCUUGUAAAGAGUUUCAAAAAAUGAUAUUCGCUUAUGCAUGGUGAAAAACAGAACUGUAUAGUUCUUGGCAACAAACGGCACAAAAACUGUGUUGCAGAAACGAUAGAUUUUCUCUUCGCGCGACUCUAUAUACCAUAGACUCUGACUUCAAGGAUCGUAAGCCAAAACAAAGCAUGAUUGAAGAAGUGUCAUCAGUUUAAAGCCGAUAGAAUUUCAUAACAUCACCAAAAAAUUGAAUUUGUUUUCAAAAACCCCGUGAGAACCUGUUCUAAAUGGUGUAAAUAGUAAAAAAAUGUUACGAUUAGAACGUUGCAAACGAUUACUAACUGGCCGGCUGGCCGGACUAUCCUUGCCAGCAAGGCUGACCCCAGCCUUCGCGCACAAUAGAAUACCGAUCCGAUCUAUCGCAACCAACAAACGGCCCAUUCUGGUGUGCCCCAAUCAACGUUUGCUGCGCCAACUAGAGAAUGAAUAUCGUGCUAUCCUGCAAUUGUUUUCCCGUUCCUACGGUAUUCCGCAAUCCGUUCUGACACGCAAUCUUCAUACAGCUAGUCGAGUUUACCAGCAGAAAAAGCCAGCGGACAAUGAUCCGAACCGAGUUCCACCGGGAGGUGGUGGCAAAAAAGACAACGAUGACAAGGAGAAAAUGAUGUCGGUUGUGACGAAAACAAUCGUCCUGAUGAUUACGGUUUACGCGCUGGUAGCCUUCCUAACGAUGGUGGUGCCGAAUCGGAACCGGCCGGAAACCACUACGCGUUACGUUAGCUGGCACGAGUUUGUGCACCACAUGCUGGCCGCUGGCGAAGUGAAGGAGGUGGUCGUUCAUCCCGACAUGGAAAUGGUGACGAUUCUGCUGCACGAAGGAGCGAUCAUAAAGGGAAGACGGGCGCAUUCGAACAUCUUUCACAUGGCGGUUGCUGAUGUUAAUAAGUUUGAGGAGAAGUUGCGGUUGGUUGAGGCACGGCUCGGCAUUAAGGAUGGUGUUUCGGUGCAGUUUGAGCGCAGUGGUGACGUGAGUGGGCGGAUUCUGUUUACGCUGAUUGCUACCGGGGUGAUUAUUGCCCUGCUCAGUCGGAUGCGCGGCAUCCGGAGUCCGAUCAGUAUGGAUUCUUUUACUCAAAUGGGGCGAGCAAAAUUCACCCUAGUCGAUCCGGUUGAUGGAUCCGGACGUGGAGUUUGGUUUAAAGACGUAGCCGGUUUGCAGGAAGCGAAACAGGAGGUUAAGGAAUUUAUCGACUACUUGAAGUCACCUGAUCGCUAUCAGAGACUGGGAGCAAAGGUUCCGAAAGGGGCUCUACUGCUGGGUCCUCCCGGCUGUGGAAAAACACUACUAGCAAAGGCGGUUGCUACGGAAGCUCAGGUUCCCUUUCUCAGUAUGAAUGGUUCAGAGUUUAUUGAAAUGAUUGGUGGUCUGGGAGCGGCUCGAGUGCGGGAUUUGUUCAAGGAAGCCGGCAAACGAUCGCCCUGUAUAAUCUAUAUAGAUGAAAUUGAUGCCAUUGGUCGGCAGCGGGACGGCGGUGAUAGUUUCGGCGGGGUAAGCUCGGGAGAAUCAGAGCAAACCCUUAACCAAUUGUUGGUAGAAAUGGAUGGAAUGGCUUCUAGGGAGGGAGUGCUCAUGCUGGCCAGCACCAACCGGGCGGACAUUCUGGAUAAAGCCCUCCUUCGACCAGGUCGUUUUGACCGACAUAUUCUUAUUGACUUGCCGAAUUUGGCCGAACGAAAGGAAAUCUUUGAAAAGCAUCUUUCGGGAAUAGCACUGGCAGCAACACCGGAUAAAUAUUCUGCCCGGCUGGCGACACUGACACCCGGAUUUUCCGGCGCCGAUAUUGCGAAUGUGUGCAAUGAAGCUGCGCUACACGCAGCCCGGUCAAGCCAAAAAACGGUCACGACGGCCAAUUUGGAAUAUGCUGUGGAGCGGCUGGUAGGUGGAACGGAAAAACGUUCGCACGCGCUAACGCAAACCGAGCGGCGAGUGAUUGCGUUCCACGAGUCUGGUCAUGCACUAGUUGGUUGGCUGCUACCGAAUUCCGACGUUCUGCUGAAGGUGACAAUUGUACCGCGAACCAGUUUGGCACUCGGAUUCGCACAGUACACCCCAAAGGAGCAGAAACUGUACAGCCGGGAGCAAUUGUUCGAUAAGAUGUGCAUGGCUCUGGGUGGACGGGCGGCCGAGAACAUUACCUUCGAGCGGAUUACGACCGGGGCGCAGAAUGACUUGGAGAAAGUCACGAAGAUGGCGUACGCGCAGAUCAAAUACUUCGGCAUGAACGGCACCGUGGGCCCAAUUUCGUUCUCCGAAGAAAGCGAGUCUAAUCCUUACGCUGCGAAACCCUACUCGAAGCACUUUGGCGACAUAAUCGACCAGGAAGCGCGCUACAUGAUCACGGAAGCGUACGAACGGACCGAGCAGCUGCUGCGGGAUAACGUCGAGAUGCUGCGAACCCUGGCCGAGGCGCUGCUGAAGCAGGAAACCCUCAACUACGAUCAGGUGGUCGCCCUGAUUGGUCCACCCCGGUAUGACGAUGCGAAGCGCAAAAUUGAACCCGUCGAGUUUGAGGAUAGCCUGUCGAAACUGGCCGCCGGCAAUGGAGAGGAAACGAACAAGUGAAAGAUAAAAUUGUUAAAGCGAAAUAAACUUACCUGUUGGAAUUAAAAAUCA